AGUCCUCAUCCCAUCGGCAGUGAUCCGCAUUGGCAAAGCUUGACUGCCUGACUGCCUGCUUGGCCAUUCAAUACCUCGACACUCUUUCAUCAUGGUUCAGAAGACCUCUGGAGGCAACAAUGCCUUCCACAACUUCCACAACGACUUUGCCCACAUCGAAGAUCCUAACGAGCGGCGUCGUCUUGCUCUCGCAGAGAUUGAUAAGGCUCCAUUCGGUUGGUAUCAUGUCCGCGCUUGUCUGGUCGCUGGAACCGGUUUCUUUACCGACUCCUACGACAUCUUCUGCGUUUCUUUGUUGACAAUCAUGUUGGGAAUUGUUUACAAGCACGACAAUAAGGGAACCCUUACCACUCCUCAAGACACUGCCAUCAAGGUCGCAACCUCGGCUGGAACAGUCAUCGGACAAGUUGGUUUCGGUGCUCUUGCCGAUAUCGUCGGUAGGAAGAAGAUGUACGGCCUUGAGCUCAUCUUGAUUAUCGUGGCCACCCUUGCCCAGUCUUUGACUGGACCUGGCCCCGGCACUUCCAUUGUCGGCCUCAUCAUCUUCUGGCGUGUCCUCAUGGGCAUUGGUAUCGGUGGUGAUUACCCGCUAUCUUCCAUCAUCACUUCGGAGUUUGCAACCACCAAGUGGCGUGGUGCUAUGAUGGGUGCCGUUUUCGCCAUGCAGGGUUUCGGCCAGCUUGGUGGUGCCCUCGUUAUGCUUAUCCUCACUUCCGGCUUCAAGGGAUCGUUGGUCCAGGCAAAGGACUACGCUUCCUGCACUGGGAACUGCCAGCUUGCGGUUGACAAGAUGUGGCGUGCUUUGAUUGGAUUGGGUAUCGUCCCAGCUGCUAUCGCUCUUUACUACCGCUUGACCAUCCCAGAGACACCGCGUUACACUUUCGAUGUGGCGCGUGAUGUUGAGCAAGCCAACGCUGAUGUGAACACCUACAUCUCUGGCAAGAAGGGAGAGGGUCAUCCCGACGAGAUUACCCAAGUUGCUGCUAGACAACAGGGAGCUGCUGCGCUUGAGGUCCCUAAGGCAUCGUGGACUGACUUUUUCCGUUUCUACGGAAAGUGGCGCAACGGCAAGAUCCUUUUCGGCACUGCCAUGUCCUGGUUAUUGCUCGAUGUUGCCUUCUAUGGUCUUGGUUUGAACACCUCUACCGUCUUGACUGCUAUUGGUUAUGGAAAGGGAAAGAAUGUUUACCACCAACUCUUCAACUUGGCCGCUGGUAACUGCAUCCUCACCUGCGCUGGUGCCAUUCCCGGCUACUGGCUCGCCGUCGCUACCAUCGACACCGUCGGUCGCAAGACCCUCCAAUUCGUUGGAUUCUGCCUCCUUACUAUCCUCUUCAUCGUCUGGGGUUUCGCCUACAAACACAUCGGCCACGGCGGUAUGCUUGCCAUCUACAUCCUUAUCCAGCUCUUCUUCAACUGGGGUCCCAACUCCACCACCUUCAUCGUCCCCGGUGAAUGCUUCCCCACCCGCUAUCGUUCCACCUCCCACGGCAUCUCCGCCGGCUCCGGCAAGAUCGGUUCCAUCAUUGCCCAGGCUGCCAUCGCUCCCCUCCGCACUCGCGGUGCCAAAAAGCCCGGCGACUCCCCCUGGCUCAACCACGUCAUGCAGAUCUUUGCCGCCUUCAUGUUCUGCGGUAUCUUCACUACCCUCCUCAUCCCUGAGACCAAGCGCAGGACCCUCGAGGAUCUCGCCCAGGACUGGGAUAUGGGUAACGAGAGCAUCACUGGCGCUGAGUUCGCUGCGAAGAGGGCCGAGCGCGGAAGCGAUGAUGGCGCGGUUGCUGAGGUCCAGCAGGAGCAGCAGCAGAAGCAGCAGUAGACACCACACUACACUUUCGAAAAAGUCCUCGACAUCAUCUUUUCUUUCAUUGUAAUAUAGUUUAACAUACCCAAUUUGAC
Messenger RNA from Aaosphaeria arxii CBS 175.79, 1899 nucleotides. RefSeq names its product inorganic phosphate transporter 1-6 /Pi cotransporter. The coding region runs from base 92 to 1819 and encodes 575 amino acids. Gene Ontology annotation, biological process: phosphate ion transport; transmembrane transport. The transcript has 5 exons. The record is from RefSeq and is a predicted model, not a curated record. Gene Ontology annotation, cellular component: membrane. Lineage: Eukaryota; Fungi; Ascomycota; Dothideomycetes; Pleosporales. Gene Ontology annotation, molecular function: phosphate transmembrane transporter activity.